AUGUCCUCUGUCAAACCAAGUGUGACCAAGCGCGCCUGCGACGGUUGUAAGAUUCGAAAGAUCCGCUGUGGCGGCGGUCAACCUUGCCGGUCCUGCGUUAAGGCCAAAAUCAAAUGUACUUAUGUCCGCGUUCAACAAUGUCGAGGACCGAGGCGAUUGCGCUCGACGACGCAGUUCCUGAUCGAGCAAGCGCAGGUUGGUGGCGAUAGCAAUAACUGCGAGGCUACGCACCGCUCGACUUUAGCAAUGCUUGAGAGGCUUCACCCGAAUAUUACGCCUGCGUGUCCGGCCACGCACAUGGAAAGUUCGCGCAUUCCUCUCGAUACACUGACGUCUCCGCUUUCCAUAUACCACGUGCGCAUGUACCCGGUUUGGCCGAUUGUCAACGUCGAAGAGAUGGUGUCCGUCCUUCAGCAGGACGCUGGUCACAGUGAUGAUGAGGCCUAUGCAUUGUCGACUGCAGUAGCAGCAGCGACAAUAGCUCAACUACGACUGGAGCAAGCUUCCAGCGCCCAGCAGACGAUCACAGCCGAGACGUUCGCAGCGGAAUGCUUGCGCGCUCGGAACUCAUGUCAUUAUCGGUCCCAGGUAAACCUAAACAGUAUCCGGACGUCCUUUUUUCUGCAUGUGUACUAUGAAAACCAAAAGCCCGGUGGGAGCGAAUCUCUGCUGCACUUACGAGAAGCGAUUUCCAUGGCUCAAAUAAUGGGUCUCCACCGAGAGUCCUCUUACAAUUCUUUGUCGUUCGAGGAGGAACAGCUGCGUCGGCGUGUCCUUUGGCUACUCUUUGUCACAGAACGGUACCCAGUCACAUUGAAAACCAAUAUCUCGGCCCCGGUGAUUGACGAAAACGACGAAUCCCACGUUCUCCCCGCCUUCCUCAAGCUCCUCAGUCUCUUUCAAAUCUUCGAGAAAUCAGGGAUGUUCGAUAUCAUCCAGGAUGAACACUCGGAGCUACAGCCAGGUACGAAUAGUGUGGGACGUGUCGAUUGGCCCUUCCUGGAAGGUCUUCAACGGAAUCUGCAGGACGGAUCGACGCUUUUCGAGCGUAUCUCAGACGUACAGAAGGCGGACUUGUGCGUUACUCGGCACUGGAUGCGAAUGAUUCUAUGGAAACUAUCCCCAAAACGCUAUCUGGGGUCUUCCCCAUCCGCCGACCGGUCCAUGUCCCUCUGCUUCCCACUCAACGUCGCCAAGGAACUAGUGAGCAUCGUCUCGCAGCUACCUCGGUCCGCAGUCGAGGCGCAUGGUUUGGGCAUGGAGCUCAAGAUUUAUGAAAUUGCUAAUUCCCUGGCCGAUGCCAUUACGGAUCUCGCUGCGCUGCCAUUUUCCCCCGAAUGGGAUGGUGAGAGUCGUCCAAAUUAUAUAUUAUCACGUCUCCACGCGAUAUUGUCAACGUUUCGCGGUGGGGGGAACAAGAAAUUGGUCGAUGUUCUCUACCAGAAAAUGGCAGAGGUACAGGUCAUCAUCGGACCCUCGUUAGCAACGCCUCUUCGAAACCCAGGGAGCAGAAAGCGCCGGCCGUCCCCCACGGAAUGCGAAGAUAGCCAACAAAUGCAUCGGAUUACUGAGUUGACCAAUCAUGAUUCUACAAUAUCCACCUGUUUAGAUCCACUUGCUUAUCCGUGCGACGCGAACGACUUGACCUACGCGUCAGUUUGUGAUAUGUCCUUUGCAAGUCAAGGGGAUGGUGAUCAGAACCAAGUCCCACAAUACCCGGAUGUAAACAAUCUGUUUCAUCCUACCUAUAACGAGACGACAUCCGAUUUCCUGUUUGACCCAAGUAGCGUAGUCAUUGAACCACAGGAAAUGGCACCUUUGUCACCCAUCUGGUCGUCUUUUAUGCCGAUGAACGCAAUCACGGAGGACAUAGCGUCCCAGAUCCUACGAGCCUCAACCCAGGAUAUUCUCUUUCCUGGCGCUGACUUCCCGAACUUUGCUACAGGCACUGAUUUUGUUGGUCUCUACUGA
This is a messenger RNA of Aspergillus pseudonomiae, 1971 nucleotides long. RefSeq names its product Zn(II)2Cys6 transcription factor. Gene Ontology annotation, biological process: regulation of DNA-templated transcription; DNA-templated transcription. NCBI's taxonomy places the organism in Eukaryota, Fungi, Ascomycota, Eurotiomycetes, Eurotiales, Aspergillaceae. The record is from RefSeq and is a predicted model, not a curated record. The coding region runs from base 1 to 1971 and encodes 656 amino acids. The transcript has 3 exons. Gene Ontology annotation, molecular function: zinc ion binding; DNA-binding transcription factor activity, RNA polymerase II-specific; DNA binding.